This is a messenger RNA of Radiomyces spectabilis, 1924 nucleotides long. RefSeq lists its product as uncharacterized. NCBI's taxonomy places the organism in Eukaryota, Fungi, Mucoromycota, Mucoromycetes, Mucorales, Radiomycetaceae. The transcript has 6 exons. The record is from RefSeq and is a predicted model, not a curated record. The coding region runs from base 171 to 1514 and encodes 447 amino acids.
AAAUAAGAAAAAAACGAAUACAAAAAAGCUGAGCCGGUUUUUUUUUCCAGCAGCGUGUUCAAAAACGAGAUUCCGGAAGAUUUAAUAAAAAAAAAAUAUUCGGCAACUUGUGUUUUUUGACCUGGUUUUCCCUUUUUCUUCAUUUUCAUUCUUUUUAGAACGUAUAACUUAUGGCUUAUCCCGCAUAUAAUAACGAUCCAUACCCGCCAUCGCCCAUGAACCAUUCCACCAUGCAUUGUCCUCCAACACCUGUUCAACCACUGUAUCUUCAAACAUCGCAACCACAGCCACCUGUCGAACCGUUCUAUCUCACGUCACCUGUGACGACCUGUGCUGCUCCUGUAAAUGGACUCGGAAUAUCACACAAUGGGCUAGGGCUAACCACGCCGCACAUACCACCCCGCUCUCGACCAGCAUCGGUGGCGGUGCCUCCUGCGUCGUCGUCGUCGUCGUCUUAUGGCCUAAAAGAAAACUGGAAAGUAUCCGCUUUACGCCAUUCGGAAUCGUGGAGAGUCUCCAGUCACCGACAAUCCUCCGCUGACUUUUAUGACCUGCGGUCUCGGCGGGCCUCAGCCUUUCCGGAAUCCAUAUCGGAGUUUUCUACUCAUCCAUCCUCCUCGCCUUGGCAAUCAUCCGCCACACCUGAUCUCAUGUACACCACCGCAGCACAAGCUACUCCUCUUGCCUUUACUUCGUCACCUCUCUAUCCACCCAUUCAGACACCCUCAAAACCGUUGCCACAAGAACCACCGCAGCCUCCACCACCGAGAAAUUCCAUUCCACCCGGUGGCUUUGUCCUUCCCGCUCCUCCUCCUCCGCCUAUUUCUUGUCAACCUGUACAACACUACGCGCCUUACUACGAAGCCCAACCCAUGCCACCGACGACCUACGACAAUUAUUAUUAUUCACCCAUGACUGCGAUCCAAGAAUCCCACCUCCCAUACCCGCAAUCGCCCGCCAAUGUCACGUAUACCUCAUCCUCGUGGCAACCCGUCAUGUCCGAUUUACCUCCCGUUUCCAACUCCACCUUUCCUUCCGUCGCACCCGUCGCCACUUCCUCUGUCACCAAUCCCACGUCCGCAUUGACGCAACCUCAAUCAUCAUCACCACCCUCCUCCAAAAAGGAUGAUAAAAAAUCAAAGAGGAAAAAAGACACACCUGAACGAAAAAUUCGACAAAUUACCGUGCAAUCGAUUAACAAGGAACAUCGGGUAUGGAUUAACGUGGAACCUACCGAGACGGGAUUGUCACUUGCCGAGAAGAUCCAAAUUAUUGCCACCUUUCGCACACGAAAGAUUCUCAAAAUCACCACCGCCUCUGGCCGUCCUAUACCACUCGAUCAUCGACCUGUGUUUGGUAGUUGGAUGGAUAUGGACAGUUUCGUCGAUGGAGAACGGUGGCAAGUGGAAUGGGGCGAACUCGAUAAAAGCGUGGUAGACCGAUUAUUCGCCAAAGUCGUUCAGGUGGGUGGUCGUCGUAGUCGAGAUCAUACUAAACAAAAUGGAACGAAAUGAAUUGAUCGAUGGAUGAUAAAGAAAAAAAAAAGUUUUUUUGUGAAAUAUCGGUUUCUCGUCAAUUUGACAAGGGUUUUUGUCCCCUUUUUUUUUCCCUUUCAACCAUUGGGAUUCCAACUCCUUCCAUUUGAUAAGUCGGGGAUUCACCUUGAUCGCCGAUGAUCUUUCUUGAUUACUCAAAGAGUGGUCGAUGUACAUAAAGAAUUGCCUGAAAGUAAGGGAAACAAAAACUCCCAAGAAAAUACGCGAAAAAAGGCAAAAGGUGUGUUAAAUAUUUCGGGUUGACUGGUUUCCGAUAUUUCACAUGAUGCUUCGAGAACAAGGAUAACUAGUGUGGAUAUAAAAGGAAAUUCCAGAGUUAAGGCUUUUUUUUUCUACACUCAGCAGGGUUAUUAAAGCAGAAAAACCGC